UGGGGGGGGAGUGAAAACUGGAGCUGCGUUUCCCCCCCCCACCCCGCCCCGCGCUUCCACCCCCCCCCGGCUCUGGGCGAGCCAGACACGGUUUGCCCAGUGCAGAGAGAGGGGCUCCGUGUUCCGCCUCCGUGGAGUAUUUGGGAUUGGAGAGAGUGACACACACACGCACACACACACACACACGCACACGGAGACCAUCUGCAGUGUCAAUGCGGCGCCUGCUCUGAAGACUGAAGUGGGGGGAAAGGAGAAGAGAAAAAAAAAUAAUAUAUAUAUAUAUACACCAAAACCCACCCAAAGCAAGCGAGGAGCACUGCCAGGACGAAAUCUGCCGGGGAAUUGGUGUUUUGAAGAAUUUUACUGCUUUUAAUCCUGUUCCUUUGGGAAUACAAACCUCUCUGAUCAUGUCACCGGCCAUGUGGAAAUGGACUUGCCUGGUUUCUCACCUCCUGCUGUCCACCACAGUGUCACCUCUUGCCAGACAGCAGCCACUCCAUCCAAAGAGGCCCUUCCUCACUUUCACUGGAGAACAAGCAGAGGGAAACUUCAACCACUUGGUGGUGGACGAAAGAACUGGGCACAUUUACUUGGGGGCCGUCAACAGGAUCUACAAACUCUCCAGUGACCUGAAGGUGCUGGUGACCCACGAGACUGGUCCUGAUGAUGACAAUCCCAAGUGUUAUCCACCCAGGAUAGUCCAAACCUGCAACGAACCCUUGACACCCACCAACAACAUAAACAAAAUGCUCCUCAUAGACUACAAGGAGAAUCGGUUGAUAGCCUGUGGGAGUCUGUACCAGGGCAUCUGCAAGCUGCUGAGGCUGGAUGACCUCUUCAAGCUCGGGGAGCCCUUCCACAAGAAGGAGCAUUAUCUCUCUGGGGUGAACGAGAGUGGCUCUGUUUUUGGAGUCAUUGUUUCUUACAGCAACAUGGAUGACAAGCUGUUCAUCGCCACUGCCGUGGAUGGGAAACCGGAGUAUUUCCCCACUAUUUCCAGCAGGAAGCUCACCAAGAACUCCGAGGCGGAUGGGAUGUUUGCAUAUGUCUUUCAUGAUGAGUUUGUGGCCUCUAUGAUCAAGAUCCCCUCAGACACCUUUACCAUCAUCCCUGACUUCGAUAUCUACUACAUUUAUGGCUUCAGCAGCGGGAACUUUGUCUACUUCCUGACUCUGCAGCCUGAGAUGAUCUCGCCACCCGGCUCCACCACGAAGGAGCAGGUUUAUACCUCCAAGCUGGUCCGGCUUUGUAAGGAGGACACAGCCUUUAAUUCCUAUGUGGAGGUGCCCAUUGGCUGUGAGAAGAAUGGGGUGGAAUACAGAUUGCUCCAGGCAGCCUACUUGUCUAAGGCUGGGGCCAUCUUAGCCAGGUCCUUGGAGGUUAGCCCUGAGGAUGAUAUCCUCUUCACAGUCUUCUCCAAGGGGCAGAAAAGGAAGAUGAAGUCCUUGGAUGAGUCUGCUCUUUGCAUCUUUGUCCUGAAAAAGAUCAACGACCGCAUCAAGGACAGACUGCAGUCCUGCUACAGGGGAGAGGGGACGUUAGAUCUGGCCUGGCUCAAAGUCAAGGACAUUCCCUGUAGCAGUGCGCUGUUAACAAUCGAUGACAAUUUCUGUGGCCUGGACAUGAAUGCCCCCUUGGGAGUAUCAUCCAUGGUGAGAGGGCUCCCCAUUUUCACUGAGGACGGAGACAGGAUGACAUCCGUGAUUGCCUACGUCUACAAGAACCACUCCCUGGCUUUUGUGGGCACCAAGAGUGGGAAGCUCAAAAAGAUCCGUGUGGACGGCACCACCAAGAACACCCUGGAGUACGAGAUCGUGCAGGUGGUGGACACUGGCCCCAUCCUGAGGGACAUGGCCUUCUCAGUGGACCACGAGCACCUCUACAUCAUGUCUGAGAAGCAGCUCACCCGGGUGCCCGUGGAGUCGUGUAGCCAGUAUGAGACCUGCAGCGAGUGCUUGGGCUCAGGAGACCCUCACUGUGGAUGGUGUGUCCUUCACAACACGUGCACGAGGAAGGAGCGGUGCGAGCGCUCCAGCGAGCCACGGAGAUUUGCCUCGGAGAUGAAGCAGUGCGUCCGGCUCACCGUGCAUCCCAACAACAUCUCCGUGUCCCAGUACAACGUUUUGCUGGUCUUGGAGACCUACAACGUCCCCGAGCUGUCAGCAGGAGUCAACUGCACCUUCGAGGACCUUUCAGAGAUGGAUGGCCUGGUGGUGGGCAGUCAGAUCCAGUGCAUCUCACCAGCUGCCAAAGAGGUGCCCCAGAUCAUCACAGAGAACGGAGACCACCACAUUGUGCAGCUUCAGCUCAAGUCCAAGGAAACGGGUAUGACCUUUGCCAGCACCAGCUUCGUCUUCUACAACUGCAGCGUCCACAACUCGUGUCUGUCAUGCGUGGAGAGCCCCUACAGGUGUCACUGGUGCAAGUACCGCCACGUGUGCACCCACGACCCCAGCUCCUGCUCCUUCCAGGAGGGACGAGUCAAGAUGCCUGAGGACUGUCCCCAGCUGCUGCAGGCUGAGAAGAUCCUGGUGCCGGUGGAGGUGAUCAAACCCAUCACGCUGAAGGCCAAGAACCUGCCCCAGCCUCAGUCGGGCCAGAGAGGCUACGAGUGCAUCCUGAACAUCCAGGGCAGCGAGCAGAGGGUGCCAGCCCUGAGGUUCAACAGCUCCAGUGUGCAGUGCCAGAACACUUCGUAUUCCUAUGAAGGGAUGGAGAUUAACAGCCUGCCAGUGGAGCUGACUGUCGUGUGGAACGGGAAUUUCAACAUUGACAACCCAGCACAGAACAAAGUUCACCUGUACAAGUGUGGGGCCAUGAGGGACAGCUGUGGACUCUGCCUGAAAGCCGACCCCGACUUCGAGUGUGGCUGGUGCCAGGGACAGAACCAGUGCACGCUGAAGCAGCACUGCCCAGCCCAGGACAGCCAGUGGCUGGAGUUGUCCAGCACCAAGGGCAAGUGCACCAACCCCAAGAUCACGGAUAUCAACCCGGUGACGGGCCCUCGCGAGGGAGGGACCAAGGUGACGAUCCGUGGGGAGAACCUGGGGCUGGAGUUCCGGGACAUCGCGUCCCACGUCAAAGUGGCCGGCGUGGAGUGCAAACCUCUGGUGGAAGGGUACAUCCCUGCAGAGCAGAUAGUGUGUGAGAUGGGGGAGGCCAAGCCCAGCCAACAUGCCGGAUUUGUGGAAAUCUGUGUGGCUGAGUGCAAACCAGAGUUCAUGGCCAGAUCUUCACAGCUCUAUUACUUCAUGACUCUGACUCUCUCUGACCUCAAGCCCAAGCGGGGACCGGUGUCAGGUGGCACCCAGGUGACAAUCACGGGCAACAACCUCAACGCUGGCAGCAACGUCAUCGUGACCUUUGGGAGACAGCCCUGCCUCUUCUACAGGAGAUCCACCAAGCACAUUGUCUGUAACACCACUGCCUCCUAUGAGGGCUUUGAGAAGGUGAAGGUGUCUGUGAGAGUGGACAAGGCCAAGAUACAUCAGGAGCUGCACUAUGAAUAUGUGGAAGAUCCAACCAUCCUGAGGAUUGAGCCUGAGUGGAGCAUCUUCAGUGGCAACACACCCAUUGCAGUGUGGGGAACUCACCUGGAUCUCAUCCAGAACCCUCAGAUCCGGGCAAAGCACGGUGGGAAGGAGCACGUCAACAACUGUGAGGUGCAGAACAGCACAGAGAUGACCUGCCAGGCCCCAGCCCUGGCUGUGGACCCCAAUCACCAGUCGGAGCUCGCCGAGCGCCCGGAGGAGUUUGGCUUCAUCCUUGACAACGUGCAGUCCCUGCUGAUCCUCAACAAAACCAACUUCACCUACUACCCCAACCCCAUCUUCGAGGUUUUCAACCCCUCGGGGAUCCUGGAGCUGAAGCCAGGAAGUCCCAUCAUCCUGAAGGGCAAGAACCUGAUCCCACCAGUGGCAGGAGGGAAUGCCAAGCUGAACUACACCGUUCUGGUUGGGGAGAAACCCUGUGCAGUGACUGUGUCAGAUGUGCAGCUGCUCUGUGAGUCCCCAAACCUCAUUGGAAGGCACAAGGUGAUGGCCCGUGUAGGAGGGAUGGAGUUCUCCCCAGGGAUGGUCUACAUCUCUCCAGACAGCCCUCUGAGCCUGCCAGCCAUUGUCAGCAUUGCCGUGGCUGGUGGGCUGCUCAUCAUCUUCAUCGUGGCCGUGCUCAUCGCCUACAAGCGCAAAUCCCGGGAGAGCGACCUCACCCUCAAGCGCCUGCAGAUGCAGAUGGACAACCUGGAGUCCAGGGUGGCUCUGGAGUGCAAAGAAGCCUUUGCAGAGCUGCAGACAGAUAUCCACGAGCUGACCAGUGACCUGGAUGGAGCCGGGAUCCCUUUCCUGGAUUACAGAACCUACACCAUGAGGGUGCUUUUCCCUGGCAUUGAAGAUCACCCAGUUCUGAGGGAUCUGGAGGUCCCUGGCUACAGGCAGGAAAGGGUGGAAAAAGGCCUGAAGCUCUUUGCCCAGCUCAUCAACAACAAGGUGUUCCUGCUGUCCUUCAUCCGCACUCUGGAGUCCCAGCGCAGCUUCUCUAUGAGGGACCGCGGCAACGUGGCCUCGCUGAUCAUGACAGUGCUGCAGAGCAAGCUGGAAUAUGCCACUGAUGUCCUCAAACAGCUCCUGGCCGACCUCAUAGACAAAAACCUGGAGAGCAAGAACCACCCCAAGCUGCUGCUCCGGAGGACAGAGUCUGUGGCUGAGAAAAUGCUCACCAACUGGUUCACCUUCCUUCUCUACAAGUUCCUCAAGGAGUGUGCUGGAGAACCUCUCUUCUCCCUUUUCUGUGCCAUCAAGCAGCAGAUGGAGAAGGGUCCCAUCGAUUCCAUCACUGGGGAGGCCCGGUAUUCCCUGAGUGAGGACAAGCUCAUCCGACAGCAGAUCGACUACAAGACACUGGUCCUGAGCUGUGUGAACCCCGACAACGUGAACAGCCCCGAGAUCCCGGUGAAGAUCCUGAACUGUGACACCAUCACGCAGGUCAAGGAGAAGAUCCUGGAUGCCAUCUUCAAGAACGUGCCCUGCUCCCACCGCCCCAAGGCUGCUGACAUGGAUUUGGAGUGGAGACAAGCAAGUGGGGCAAGGAUGAUCCUGCAGGAUGAAGACAUCACAACCAAGGUAGAGAACGACUGGAAGAGGCUCAACACCCUGGCACACUACCAGGUGCCAGAUGGAUCUGUGGUAGCUUUAGUCUCCAAGCAAGUCACUGCCUACAAUGCAGUCAACAACUCCACAGUCUCCAGGACGUCCGCCAGCAAGUAUGAAAACAUGAUCCGUUACACGGGGAGCCCCGACAGCCUCCGGUCCCGAACCCCCAUGAUCACCCCCAUGAUCAACCCCGACGUGGAGAGCGGGGUCAAGAUGUGGCACUUGGUGAAGAACCACGAGCACGGUGACCAAAAAGAGGGUGACAGGGGCAGCAAGAUGGUUUCUGAGAUCUACCUGACCAGACUUCUUGCCACCAAGGGCACCCUCCAGAAGUUUGUAGAUGACCUCUUUGAGACCAUCUUCAGCACUGCCCACCGUGGCAGUGCCCUCCCCCUGGCCAUCAAGUACAUGUUUGAUUUCCUGGAUGAGCAGGCUGACAAACACAACAUCCACGACCCCCACGUGAGGCACACCUGGAAGAGCAACUGCCUCCCCUUAAGGUUCUGGGUCAACAUGAUCAAGAACCCACAGUUUGUCUUCGACAUCCACAAAAACAGCAUCACAGACGCCUGUCUGUCCGUGGUGGCCCAGACCUUCAUGGACUCCUGUUCCACCUCAGAGCACCGGCUGGGCAAAGACUCCCCCUCCAACAAGCUCCUCUACGCCAAGGACAUCCCCAGCUACAAGAACUGGGUGGAAAGGUACUACUCAGACAUUGCCAAAAUGCCAGCCAUCAGUGACCAGGACAUGAAUGCCUACCUGGCCGAGCAGUCCCGCAUGCACAUGAACGAGUUCAACACCAUGAGUGCGCUCUCAGAGAUCUACUCCUACGUGGGCAAGUACAGCGAGGAGAUUCUCGGAGCCCUCGAUCAAGACGACCAGGCUGGGAAACAGAAACUUGCCUACAAACUUGAACAAGUCAUAACCCUCAUGAGCAUAGACAGCUGAGAACUGUCCUGCCAGGGCCACCCUGGGAGGGAUAAACCAAGUCGUGCCUCACUCAAGAUCAUCAUCUUUACCAAGUGCAAGUUUUGAUGGGCUGUAAGCAGAGUCACCCACACAGCUCCUCUCUCUCUCUCUCAUUCUGUCUCUUUCUCUCCCUCAUUUCUCUCUCUUUCCAAAUCUAUGGAUGAAGUGACAGAGCCCCAGGGGUUAAAGGAAAAGACUGCAGAGGAAUCUUGGCUCUGGGGCCAUGAGGACAUUCAGGUGGAGCUCUCCUUUUCACAGCUUCCCCUCUCCCUUCACCCUAGAGAAAAACUACUAAACACACAUAAAAAAACCCCCACAAACCGUCCCCCAACAUCUCAUCAUCACUCUGCAGAGGCGAAAUUGGGAGGUAACUUCUGUCAUGCUGCUUUAACUGCCCUCCAAGGGCUCGUAGCCCCUGGAGUGGACAUGGAAAUGAACUCAGUAUUACUCAAAGUCUCCCCGAGGGGAAGGCAGCUGCCUGCAGGGAUCCUGGAGGGCAGAGCAAAUCCAGCUCCUCUCCUGCAGAGCCAUCGCAGCUCUAUCUCCUGAGAGUGACCCACCGGGAGAGGAACCCCGAGGCUCCCUGGAAAACGCCAGAGUGGGACCACUGUGGCUCUGACCUGCCUGGUGUAGCUGCUCCCUUGGGGCAGGGAAAGGGUCAAGAGGGGAGGAGGAGACCAACCCUCCCCUGCCCAUGUGUUUCAUAUGGUUAUUCUUAUUUUUCCAAGAGACACGUGUCCUCCUCCGUCUUUCCCGUCGUGUCCUGUUGGUCAUAGCACUGCGGCAAAAAUGCUCUCUCUGCUCAGUGGCCUCCUGUCAGUAGUGGUUCUGCUCCUUCUGGCAAUGGACAGCACAGCAUCUCCCUUGUUCCCACCUCAGCUUGGAAAGCAAGAGCCACAGGUCUCAUUUUGUUCCAUCCUCAACAAAAAAACCCCCGCAAAUUAAAAAACAACAAACCAAACAGAGGGAUUUUUUUUUUUUAAAAGCUGUUAAUUCCUUCCAUUUUUUUUCCUCAACUGGAACAAAGGUGUUGUUUUUCAUGGUGGAAUAUCAGAAGGACACUGGAGGGUUUGCCAGGAACCAAGGUGGUGCACAGGACUGAUGGUAAAACUUUCCUUCCAAGCCACUCCUAAGAGGAAAUGUCACCACACGUUUUGGAAGAAAUCUUGGAGGAAAUCCGAAUGAAACAGUGCAAAAAAAUUCUUCUACCUGCAGCUGAACUCCAGGUCUUCUGUUAAGCCUAUCUGCCUUUUGGUGCCCGUUCCUAGCCUUUCCUCCUGUCCACCUCUGGAACCAACAGGCCUUGCUGAAGGAUUUUAUCUCUCUUUGCACUUCUUAUCCCUUCAGAGAUCACUGUUACCACGGGACAGUUGUAGGUGAUCACCCUGUCCCAUCCUCUGCUCAGCUCCUCCAGAACAACAUCUCAACCUGUUUCAUGGCCAACCAAAGAGGAAUGAACUCCUUCAUCUCCCCUGCCUUUGGCUGUUCUGUUCACACAGCCUGGAUAACACCGUGGUUAGAGACCCUCGGGGUGUAGAGAACCUUGUACACUGUGGAGGCAAGAGCUGGGUCUGCAUCCACCUCCCCAGCAACCAACAGAGCUCACUCACAGAUGGAGGAGUGGCUGGAGAAUCAACCCACAUUCCACUCAUCAUCCUCAGAGCUCCAGCCUGCAUCUACUUUGCACCUGGAGGGAGGAAGGGGUGAAGACAGGGUGUGUAAAUUCAUUGGAGAACGAGUGCAUUUGGGUUUAUUGAUGCCUUUUGCUGUCCAACCAGAACCUCCUCAGAGUGACAGACCACGAGUGCAUGGAAAAAUGGGGGGGUGGUGGGGUGCAAACAGGGGUCAGUCAGUGAGCAGGUUUCCCUCAGCCAAGCAGAUACACACAUAGGCAAGUGUUUCCAAAAACCAUUUCCGACAGCAGUCCCAAACUGGAUGUGUCUGUGGGGAGAACAUCACAAAAUUCACAUUGAAACAGCAAACUUAGGGACACGUCUUGGUUUUAAAACCCCAGACAUUUCUCUCUUGAUUCUGAUUAUUCUUAUUUUGUGUGUGUGUGUGUGUGUGUGUGUGUGUGUGUAUCUGUGUGUGCGUGUGUGUGUUCCUCCCCUUUUAAUUUUGCUUGCUUUCUGUUGGAUUGCUGAGCUGAUGGACUCAUCAUGCACCUUAUGGACAUCUCAGCAUCUUUAAGAGGCCUGUGCACAGGGGAUGGUUUGGGUUUGCUUGGUUCUGCCACGGUUUUUUUGCUCCAUUUGGUGACGUCGGCGCAUGUUCCAGAUCCAUUGAUUAUGGCUGUGAAAGUGGGCUUGGAAUUCCCACCAGAGCCAGUGGUAAGGAAGUGACAACAACAACGACACAAACACGAUAUUUUUUUAUAAGUACGUUAAAAAAAAAAAAAAAAGAAAAAAAAAGAAAAAAUUAAAAAUUUAAAAAAAAAAAAAGGAGAAGAAACCAAAGGUUUUGACAAACAAAGUGCCACAAAAAGAUAAAUAUGGACCCUAUUGUCAUGCCUUGUUCUCACAGCUGGAUGGUAGGAGUCUAAGGACAAGUAGCUGGCUUGGAGGGGAGUGGUGAUGGGUGAUGGGCAAUCCUGCCUGGACAUGUGCACAUGGAAGGAAGAAGAAGCUGUUUAACAUUUAAAAAAAAAAAAAAGGUAUCAAAAUGAACUGGUGUGAUCCUCCUGGAGUCGGAGGAACACCACAGGGGAAAUCUGUGAUCCUCCUGGAGUCAGGGGAACACCACAGGGGAAAUCUGAGACUCACCCAUGUUCUUUUCGCUGUUUUCAGGGCUGUGGUUUUGGUUUACUAUGGUUGUUUUGUUUGCCAUUGUUGUUAUUUUGUUUCUUCUUGCUGGUACGGAGUUUUUCAUCUGUAUAUUAUAUAUAUAUUUUUUGAGAAAAACUUGAACACCUCAGAGACACUGAGAAUGAAAACACUUAAAGGGAAUGGGAAGCACCACGAGAUUGGUGCCUUAACCCUUCCCAAGUUCCCAUUUAGGCAUUUCUGCUUUCUCUCCACCCUCUUCUUUCCCCCAUGCCCAGGAUUUGAAAGAAAAUCUGCAUUUUGCUUCUCUUUCAUCUCCUCCUUAUUAUUUUUUCCUUGUUUCUGUUUCUCUUUAUUUGGUGUUUGAGCUGGUUUUGGCUUUUUGCUUGGAAAAUGUGCCAGAAUUGUGAUGUAAAUGCGUGGGCUUCCUCCCCUGUCCCCUUCAGUGCCCUUCCCAUUUCCAACCACUGUCCCAGCAUCCCCCAAUCUAUGAGAGGUCUUGGCAUCUUUCUUCCCAGCCUCACCUGUUGAGCUUAACUAUUUUUUAAGUGCAUGUAAAAUACAACUAAAAACAAAGACACAAGCAGAAGAAUGAGCCCUACUACAACACGGAUGAGUUCUUUUCCUUUGAUUUCUUUUCCCCCACCUCCCUUUCCACACUUGACCAAAAAUUCCCUGAUAAAUUGGUAUUAUUCCACCCUGUUUUUCAAGCCACAUGGAGAGAACUGGAGCCAAAAUUCCUAGAAGUCAAUGGACAGGCUCUGAAUAUCCAGAAUAUGACAGGCUGAUCUUCAUGGGUGUUUCUCGAACGCUGCAGUCAAAUAAUUCAUGCUGACACUUUCAGCACCAUCAGAAAUGGGAAAAGGAAGUUCAUGGAGAUUCUCUGAGGUUCUACUGAGAGAGCCAAGAUUAUUGCUUCACUGCAGGGUUUGAUUUGGGGCUUUGUGCCUGGUUUAGAGGAAGAAAAGGUGAACAGUCCCUCUGCAGUCACAUCGUGUCCUCCCUGUCAGUGCCACAGUGAUCUGAGACAUAUCCAUCAUGCCACGUGCUUUUGCAGACUGAGCCUUCCAGGAAACACCAGGAAACAGUGUGGGAAAAGCUGGGUGUGUCUGGAAAGAGGUGUUAGAGAUUGUUUUCUCUGGAACAGACAGCACUCAAGAAUGAUGGAGAAGGAGAAAUGCAGCCACCCAAGGUCACCUUCCUCUCCCAACACAGAAUCACAGAAUCAUUUAGGUUGAAAAAGACCCCUAAGAUCAUUUAGGUUGGAAAAGACCUCUAAGGUCACGGAGUCCAAAUGCUAAAACUUUCCUCAGUCCUUCUCUUCCCACUCUUCAUUCCAUCCUGGACAUAUCUGAAGGUUCAGUCCAAUCCAGCAUAGACCAGCCUUGCUCCAGUAGAUAAGAGGACUUCCUUUUCCCACUGCAGUUGUCUUAUCUCACCUCUUUGACACUGAAGACCAUAAAAAUUAUUAAGUUAUGAAGAUUUACCAGCACAGUUUUGUUUGGUAUGUGCUUUGAUUGAAAAGCAAUUACCAAAGUUUGUAAAUCUCGUGCGUUAACCCCCAGAAACUGUUUAACAGGGAGGGAAAGAGACCAAGUAAAUCACAUAAUUGUCAUUAUUUUUAAUAAGGCUGUUGAAAAAAGAUAGAUAAAAUCUGAAGAGUCCAGUGGUCAGCCUCAGUGCUGAGUCAGCCAAGAUAAGUAUUACAAGUUCCUUCUAAGUCUGGGGUGCACGUGAGGUAACAACCCGAGCACAGAACAGCUGAUAUCAAGAGGGAAGUUGUUUAGAAGUAAGUCAAAACAUGAAAUGUAGGUCUGUCCUUCCCCAAGGCUUUAGUGAAGAGCUUUUCUUAGUGGGACAUACAUUUGUGUUUGAACAAGAGACACUUAAAAAUCAUAGAAUGGCUUGGGUUGGAAGGGGCCUUAAAACUCAUCUUGUUCCACUCCCCUGCCAUGGGCAGGGACACCUUCCACUAGACCAGGUUUCUCAAAACUCUGUCCAACCUAGUCUUGAACACUUCCAGGAAUGGAAGUCCUUAAGUCCAAAGGCAAUCUCAGACCAAAAAGAAAAGUCUGGCCUGUUGGAGAUGACCAGGACUAUUCUCUCAUAUCACCAGGGCUUCAGUAAAACAAGUCCUGCUUCACCCUUCCCAGCAGCCUGCAAAAGAAUUACCCGUGAAGCAGAGUCAUCUGAUAGUGUGGACACAUUUCUUGAUGCUGUAGAAGGAAUGAGGGAGAGGAGGAAAACUGAUCCUCCUUCCCGAAUUCCCGAGGUAGCUCCAGUGUGUAAGAGGUUUGCUCCUCCGUAGGAAUCUGUUGCUUUCUGUGGUGACCAUUGCUGAUGGGACCAGAUGAGCACUUUACUGGAACCCCAGCAGUCCCACCAAGGUGGGUUUUGUCCCUUUCUCCUCCCUGCUUCAGCACUGAGCUGCAGAGGCCAGACAGAGAGCACUGCAUGGAAAUGUUCAUUGUGGUUGGACCAGUUCGUGCAGGUUUUGGGUGGCUCACCAAAAAUUGCAUCCAGGAGCCCAGUUUCCUUAUCCCUCACUCUUGAAUGAGGAUAAGGAUAUAAAAAUCCAACUCUCAAAUCAGUGUUGUUUAAACCUCUGAGAUUCUGAGAACCACCCCCCUUCUGGGAUGAGCAGGGGAGCCCAGGAAUGGAUCUCUUUCCCCAAAGCAGGGAGUUAUGAUCAUUUAUGACCAGAGCAGAUUGUGUUCCUGUGUUGGCACCAGGGCAGCUGUUGGGUAAAGAAGUGUUGGCAUAGAAUUAUGGAAUGGUUUGGAUUGGAAGGGACUUUAAAUACCAUCUAAUUUCAACCCUCUGCCAUGGGCAGGGACACCUUCCACUAGACCAGGUUGCUCCAAGCUCCAUCCAACCUGGCCUUGAACACUUCCAGGAUGGAGCAUCCACAACUUCUCUGGGCAACAUAAAACCACCCACAGAGCCUUAGUGAUUCCAGGACAAUUUGCUCUGUGCAUCUGAUGAGUAGUAAGCUGUCCUCCAGGGCAGGUGGAGGUUUUAGGAUGUCCUAACUCUUCCCAUCCAGUCUUGGUCUGAUGAAACACGUGAACCUCAACCUCAUGGUGUGAACCUCAAACUUCUGGUCAUUCCCAGGCUGACUUUUCCUGCUUUGCAGCUCCCAUUUAAAAGUAUUGUUUGAUCCACAGACUCCUGCAGUUUUCCCUCACCCCUGCCACUGUGCAAAGCCCCUUUCUCCAAAAAACCCACAAUUGUGUUGUCUUACAGGGAAUAACUGUUUUGAGGAGAAUGCUUUGAAAAUGGAGCUUGUCAACCAUGUUUAUUUGGGAUGGCUCAGUUCACUACACUCUUAGAGAAGCACCCAAGGGGACACAGGCUUACAGCAAAAAAUUAAUUUGUAGAGAGAUGUCAAAAAUAAAAAAAAAAAAAA
Messenger RNA from Neopelma chrysocephalum (saffron-crested tyrant-manakin), 12290 nucleotides. RefSeq names its product plexin A4 (gene PLXNA4). NCBI's taxonomy places the organism in Eukaryota, Metazoa, Chordata, Aves, Passeriformes, Pipridae. The record is from RefSeq and is a predicted model, not a curated record. Gene Ontology annotation, molecular function: semaphorin receptor activity; protein binding. The transcript has 32 exons. Bases 408 to 6098 code for a protein of 1896 amino acids. Gene Ontology annotation, cellular component: semaphorin receptor complex. Gene Ontology annotation, biological process: regulation of GTPase activity; semaphorin-plexin signaling pathway involved in axon guidance; positive regulation of axonogenesis.